Molecule: messenger RNA, 1279 nt
Organism: Folsomia candida
Lineage: Eukaryota; Metazoa; Arthropoda; Collembola; Entomobryomorpha; Isotomidae
Product: cuticle protein 19
Exons: 7
Coding region: 151-582 (143 amino acids)
Cellular component (GO): extracellular matrix
Source: RefSeq, a predicted model, not a curated record
UAGUUUUCAGGUGACUAACUAACUACCAAGGCAGCUCUAAGGGAACCCCACGAGGCCAUAUAAAAGGUGGACAAUACUCCUUCACCCUCAUUCACUGAUCUACAACGCUCUCACCACCAACAAAGAAGAAAUCAAGCCAAAUAUUUCAAAAUGAAGACCUGCAUUUUAGCCGUCGUGGUUACCCUUGGGGUUGCCGUUUCUGCCCAGUACCACGGAGGGUAUGGGGGUUAUGAGGGUCAUGGUCAUGCAGGUCACGGGUAUCACGCGUACGCCGCUCCAGUCAAACAUGUCGAUUAUUAUGCAUACCCCAAAUAUCAAUACUCGUAUGGAGUGAAGGAUUAUCACACCGGGGAUGUUAAAUCGGCUCAUGAAACCCGAGAUGGUGGUGUUGUGAAGGGAAGUUACAGUCUUUUACAACCCGACGGUGUCUACAGAACCGUUAACUACGUCGCUGACCCCGUUCACGGUUUUCAAGCGGAAGUCGUCAACAGCCCAGCCCCUGCAGUUCACGCGGUCAAGAAGGUCGUCGCCGCACCCAUCGUCCACCACGGACACGGAUACGGUGGACACGGAUACUAUUAAAAAAUCUGCAAAAAUCUGCAAAUAUUAACAUCCACAUUUUAAAGGAGGGGUUCACUUCUUGUUGAAAAUGUUCAGCAAAUAAUUUAACAUCAAGCAACAGAGACUUUUAUUUCCACAUAUUUGACUCUCUCGUCCGGGGAUUGAUACGCAACCAAGAAUUUGACAGGGAUGAAACAUGCAUGCAAUUUGUUAUCCACCAAUUACACUUAUUUCCAUACACUUAGCGUUUUUACAGAGUAUUUUUGUAUGCAAAGUUUAUUUACAGUUUAUUUUUCAACUUUUUUCACUCUUGUUUCACUAAAACUUUCCUGUAAACGUGUAAGUCUGGUCUGUUGCCAUCUUAAAAAGUCUGUCUUCCGGUGAAAACCUACUUUCUUCCAAGAUGCCAAAGAUUUCUAGCUUGUAGAUAAGAACAGAAUGGUGCUAUUUUUCUUCGCAGAGUUUAUGUUCAGUAUUUCUACCCGACUUUAAUAGUCUUGUUACAGUCUGUGACCUAAAACCUAGUCUGUGAUAACCUCUUAUCUUAACGUUCUUACUUUACCUUAUCUUUUUACUCGUUACUUAAUCUAAAACUGAGCUAUUUUUUCUAUGCUCUUCUCUCGAUUUCUCAAUGUUCCUCCCUCAACUUUUCCGUCUUCUUCUCCUUUACAAAACGAAACGAACCAUGAAUAAAAACGGAAUUACGUAACAAAACAAA